This is a messenger RNA of Vicia faba (fava bean), 1359 nucleotides long. NCBI's taxonomy places the organism in Eukaryota, Viridiplantae, Streptophyta, Magnoliopsida, Fabales, Fabaceae. The record is from the annotation of a GenBank genome assembly.
AUGUAUGGAAGAACGUCGGGUCUUGAUAGGUUUAAGAAAGCCGAGAGUUUGGAACCGUUUUCUGUUGCUAUCAAUUCGUCUUCGAGAAAUGCUGCUCAGUCCUCUAAUAAAGUAGCUGCUUGGCCUUCACAGUCUCGGAAUUAUGUACAACAAUCCCAUCAUCAACAACAACAGCAACAUGCUUCUCACAAAGCUGUGGGAGUUGAGGCUGCCCCGUUGUUGGGACAGAAUCAACACGCAACUCAGAUUGGAGGAGGGCAGUCAACGUGGCAGCCGCCGGAUUGGGCGAUUGAGCCGAGGCCGGGUGUUUUUUACUUGGAAGUUAUGAAGGAUGGUCAGGUGCUAGAUCAGAUUAAUUUGGAUAGACGGAGGCAUAUCUUUGGGAGGCAAAUCCAGACUUGUGAUUUUGUGCUUGAUCAUCAGUCUGUCUCACGCCAACAUGCUGCGGUCGUUCCUCACAAGAAUGGGAGGAAUGAGGAUUCCCUAGCAAAUUGUGGAUUUAUUGGCUUGAACAAAUUUUUACUUUAUUUCAGUGUAUAUGUAAUUGAUUUGGGAUCUGCACAUGGUACCUUUGUUGCAAAUGAGCGAUUGACCAAGGACUCGCCAAUUGAGUUUGAAGUGGGACAAUCACUGCGGUUUGCUGCAUCCACGAGAAUAUACGUAUUAAGAAAGAAUGAUGCAGCUCUUUUUCCUCGUCCUCCACCACCCACGGAGAUUAAUUUCCCACCACCUCCUGAUCCGUCUGAUGAAGAAGCUGUUGUUACUUAUAAUACGCUGCUGAAUCGUUAUGGCAUCAACAAGUCUGAUCUAGUGUCCAAAUCCAAUGAGCUUGGCGGUUCAGCAAGUGGCCAAAACAAGGAUAGGCAAUCAGAAAGAGCUGCUAAGAGAAUUAAGAAGACAAGAGUUUCCUUCAGGGAUCAAGUUGGGGGAGAAUUAGUUCAGGUUGUUGGAAUUUCAGAUGGUGUAGAUGUAGAAACAGAACCUGGUCCAGUUGGUGUUAAAGAAGGAAGUCUUGUUGGUAAAUAUGAAUCUCUUGUACAGAUAACUGUAAUUCCGAAGGGGAAAGAGCAGUCCUCUGUUAAGGAGGCAGAUUCAUCCCAAAAAGGCGUGACUGAUAAACUACAAGAAGUCCUAAAAAAGAUCAAAACCCCAGUUAAAACUGGGAUUUAUGAUGACCUUUAUGGAGAAUCAUUAUCCGUCAAAGUUGGAUCAGCAUGGGCAUACCCACCUGUCAGUAGCGGUGAACAAGCUCAAGCAGCUAAGGAGAAUGGAAAAGAGAAUAAUUUAAGUGGAAAAUCUGACAGUAAUCCAAGCAAUGCUGAUGAGGAUGAUGAUGAUGACGAUGACUUGUUUGGGUGA